Molecule: messenger RNA, 255 nt
Organism: Talaromyces atroroseus
Lineage: Eukaryota; Fungi; Ascomycota; Eurotiomycetes; Eurotiales; Trichocomaceae
Exons: 2
Coding region: 1-255 (84 amino acids)
Source: RefSeq, a predicted model, not a curated record
AUGCCCAAGCUCGCUAUUUCCCUAGCAAACCACCUGACGACCCUAAAGCAGCUGGACGAUGAAAGUUUCAGUGACACCAUUGACCAGGCUCAAAUGAUGCUUCCUAGGGAGAUUCAGAUCUAUCGUUCGGAACGUGACAUCUGCGUCAGUCUGGGUGAUGCUUCUAUUCACAAGAGAAUGUCUAUUGGAAGUUACAGUAAACAGUGUACCAAUUCUAGAAGAUUCCACUCCAUAUCUGAACACGUGUCUGUCUAG